This is a messenger RNA of Knipowitschia caucasica, 528 nucleotides long. The record is from the annotation of a GenBank genome assembly. NCBI's taxonomy places the organism in Eukaryota, Metazoa, Chordata, Actinopteri, Gobiiformes, Gobiidae.
AUGAAGUCUCUCUCCCCCCUCACCUCCCCCAUGAAGUCUCUCUCCCCCCUCACCUCCCUCAUGAAGGCUCUCUCCAGCCUCACCUCCCUCAUGAAGUCUCUCUUCCCCCUCACCUCCCUCAUGAAGUCUGUCUCCCGCCUCACCUCCCUCAUGAAGUCUCUCUCCCCCCUCACCUCCCUCAUGAAGUCUCUCUCCCCCCUCACCUCCCUCAUGAAGUCUCUCUCCCGCCUCACCUCCCUCAUGAAGUCUCCCUCCCGCCUCACCUCCCUCAUGAAGUCCCCCCCUCACCUCCCUCAUGAAGUCUCUCUCCAGCCUCACCUCCCUCAUGAAGUCCCCCCCCUCACCUCCCUCAUGAAGUCUCUCUCCCGCCUCACCUCCCUCAUGAAGUCUCUCUCCAGCCUCACCUCCCUCAUGAAGUCUCUCUCCAGCCUCACCUCCCUCAUGAACUCCCCCCCUCAUCUCCCUCAUCAGGUAUCUCUCCCGCCUCACCUCCCUCAUGAAGUCUCUCCCCCCUCACCUCACUCAUGA